Metarhizium album ARSEF 1941 is the source of this 2046-nucleotide messenger RNA. Its product is annotated as Arf GTPase activating protein. Gene Ontology annotation, biological process: endoplasmic reticulum to Golgi vesicle-mediated transport; endocytosis; intra-Golgi vesicle-mediated transport. Gene Ontology annotation, cellular component: Golgi apparatus. The transcript has 3 exons. Bases 1 to 2046 code for a protein of 681 amino acids. The record is from RefSeq and is a predicted model, not a curated record. NCBI's taxonomy places the organism in Eukaryota, Fungi, Ascomycota, Sordariomycetes, Hypocreales, Clavicipitaceae. Gene Ontology annotation, molecular function: GTPase activator activity; protein binding.
AUGACCAGUGCUCUGAGCAAGCGCCAGCAAGCGCGCAAUGAAAAGGCUCUCCAAGACCUCGUUCACAAGGUCCCGGGCAACAAUGUAUGCGCAGACUGCCACGCGAGAAACCCAGGUUUGUUCAACCCUCCCCGUCUGAUCUCAUUUGUCGUCAUGUUAACUGACGAAAUCGCGCUCGCAGCUUGGGCAUCAUGGAGUUUGGGCGUUUUCCUAUGUAUGCGCUGUGCCGCGAUACACCGAAAGCUAGGCACCCAUAUCUCCAAGGUCAAGUCGCUGAGUAUGGACACCUGGUCCAACGAGCAGGUUGAUAAUAUGCGCAAGGUUGGCAACGUCACUUCGAACCAGAUAUACAAUCCCCAGGGUCGAAAACCACCGGUGCCGAUUGACGCUGACGAGGUCGACUCGGCCAUGGAGCGGUUUAUUCGCCAGAAAUAUUUUCACAAUAUCGCCGCCAAGCCAAGCAAGCCGCCAAGCCGGGGAUCAGACGAAGGGACGCCACCGCCGUUACCGCCCAAGAACUCAACCAAAUUCGGAUUCAGAUCAGCUUCGUCUAUUUUUCCCUUGACAUCUCGCGCAAAGAAGGAGCAGCGAGCUGUGAGCAGCUCGAGUGGUGGCGCAGUGCCGUCCCCGACGUUGCCAAACAAGCCGUCUAGGCUUUUCGGAGCCACCAUUGAUUAUGACGGACCAGAUGAAACUGACAAGAAACUGACGAAGCUUUACGAAAUGGGAUUUCAGGAUUCUCAGCGCAAUUCGAUAGUUCUCAAAGGUGUUAACGGCGAGCUGGAUCGGGCAGUUGAGGCUUUGGUCCGGCUAGGAGAAGGUGGAAAUCAAUCCCCAGCACCUGUGCCGGCACUUCGAGAACCUACACUGCGUGCCACAAGAUCCAUGACUCCGUUGAAUUCGAAUUCAGUCGCAGCUGGGCUUGGGCCGACCUUGGACGUUCCACAGAAGCCGAAGCUUGAUAGACCAACCACGUCAUCCACAACAUCUACCAAUCCCUUCGACAUGAUGCCACCUGCCCAGCCUCAAACCGCCCAGUCUACAGGCACGCUGCAUAAUAAGAGCCCAUACAAUAGCACGAAUAACCCCUUUGGAGCUCCUUCGCAACAAGCCGAUCUUGGUCAGGUGUUUCAAGGUCUACAUGUGUCAACGUCCGCGUCUCAUCCGGUAUUCUUUCCUCCGUCUAAUGGCGUACAUCAAUUUCAAAUGCCACAGCAGCAGCAACCGUACCACCAGCAGCACACGUCGCCGUCGGCUCCCGCUAGCCCUCAGAGUUAUCAGCCCAUGGCUUUCCAGAACAGCAUGACGUAUCCGCAACCGAUUUCUUCGCUCCAGCAACCCAUGCAGACCGGCUACAACCGGUUCUUCUCUCAGCCGUCGAGUCCAGCUCCAGCUCUGCAAAACCUGAACGUGAACACGGCACAGGGAGGGCUUGCCAACAAUCCGUUCCUACGAUCCCCUACGAGGAUAGCUUCCCCGGCCCUUAUACAGAUACCAGAACAAGCCCAGUCCAAUUUCUCCGAGUCGCCGUUCCUCAGUGCGUCACCUCACCCGCUGCCGACAUCAACAAAUCCAUUCUUUGCCAACAUACAGCUGCCGCACCAGCAACAGCCACAAACACAGCAGCUCGCCCAACAAACACUUGCCGUUCAGCAUCCUCAACAAUCAUACUACCAAAAACCCCGACAUGACAAAGCGUCAAUAAUGGCGCUGUUCAAUCAACCUGGACAAGAAAGUUUCAACCCUGCAGCCGCAGGGCCAAACAUGAAGACGGCAACUCCAAGUAUACCGGAAAAUCAGGUCAUCUACACUCAAUCCACCCAGCUGCUGCCCUCGGCAAACCAGCAACCACACAGUCCGUCGCAGCCAAUACCUCAAAAUACAAAUACAAGUCCGUACAUGAACCAAGCUUCGACCCAAGCGGUUCCUUUCAUAUCAAAUAAGCAAACUAGCAGGGAGAGCAUGAACCUUGGGCUUGAUAUGACUUGGACGAAUGGAAGACAUAGUCCAGAUGCAUUUGCGAGUCUAAGCGCAAGGCAUGUGUAA